This is a messenger RNA of Rhododendron vialii, 2001 nucleotides long. Its product is annotated as mitochondrial-processing peptidase subunit alpha-like. The record is from RefSeq and is a predicted model, not a curated record. Gene Ontology annotation, molecular function: metal ion binding; metalloendopeptidase activity. Bases 184 to 1704 code for a protein of 506 amino acids. The transcript has 13 exons. Gene Ontology annotation, biological process: proteolysis. Gene Ontology annotation, cellular component: mitochondrion. NCBI's taxonomy places the organism in Eukaryota, Viridiplantae, Streptophyta, Magnoliopsida, Ericales, Ericaceae.
GCGCCAUCACAACAACCUGACCGACGGACCGAGAGCUCUCACGUGCCUUCGCACGUGUUUGUUACGCCCGCUGUUUAGAGAGAGAAACAAUCGUCUCUCUCCUCUCCUGUAGGUGCGAAUCCCACAACCUUGGCCUAGAGAGAGAAACAUUCUACGAGGGUUCUUCUCUGUGAUCGGAUCAUCAUGUACAGGACAUCAGCUUCUCGUCUCAAGGCUCUCAAGGGUCAUGCCGGCAAUAGGUUACUAACCAGGUUUGCAAGUUCAAGUGCUGUUGCUACAAAGUCAUCUUCUUCAGGUGGUUUCUUUAGCUGGCUGACUGGGGGGAGGUCUAGUUCGCUCCCCCCUCUACAAGUCCCACUUCAAGGUGUUACCCUUCCACCGCCAUUGCCUGACCAUGUUGAAACGGGUAAGACCAAGAUAACAACCCUCCCUAAUGGUGUCAAGAUUGCCUCGGAAACAUCUCCGCAUCCUGUGGCCUCUAUCGGGUUGUAUGUUGAUUGUGGUUCAAUCUAUGAAACACCAGAACAAUUUGGGGCCACGCACCUGUUGGAACGCAUGGCCUUUAAGAGCACGAGAAACAGGAGUCACUUGCGGGUUGUGAGGGAAGUGGAAGCUAUCGGUGGCAAUGUGACAGCCUCAGCUUUGAGGGAGCAGAUGGGGUACACGUAUGGUGCUUUGAAAACUUAUGUUCCUCAAAUGGUGGAACUGCUUAUUGAUUGUGCGAGGAACCCUGUCUUCCUGGAUUGGGAGAUCAAUGAGCAGCUUCUGAAGGUGAAAGCUGAGAUCACCGAAGCUUCUAACAAUCCAUCAAGCCUGCUUGUAGAAGCAAUUCACUCUGUCGGUUAUUCUGGUGCAUUGGCAAAUUCUCUUCUGGCCUCUGAGUCUGCAAUUGGCAGAUUGGAUAGUUCCAUUUUGGAGGAAUUUGUGGCAGGAAACUAUACUGCUCCUCGAAUGGUCCUUGCAGCUUCUGGUGUUGAACAUGACGAGCUGUUAAAAUUUGCAGAACCAUUGCUUUCUGACUUACCCAGUGUUCCUCAUCCUGAGGAGCCAAAAUCUGUUUACGUUGGAGGUGAUUAUCGUUGUCAAGCUGAUUCAGGGAAAACUCAUUUUGCCCUUGCUUUUGAAGCGCCUGGUGGCUUGAUUAAGGAGAAGGAAGCAAUGACUUUGAUUGUUCUUCAGAUUCUAAUGGGAGGAGGUGGAUCCUUCUCAGUAGGUGGUCCUGGAAAAGGGAUGUUGUCAAGGCUGUAUCGUCGUGUCUUGAACCAGUAUCCACAAAUUCAUGCAUUUACUGCAUUCAACACCAGUUACACCAAUACUGGCUUGUUUGGAAUUGAAGCUGCUACUGGCUCUGAUUUUGUAUCAAAGGCCAUUGAUAUAGCCGUUACAGAACUUAUUGCAGUUGCCACACCUGGAGAAGUUGACCAAGUUGAGUUAGAUCGUGCCAAACAGUCGACAAAGUCCACCAUUCUUAUGAACCUUGAAUCCAGAAUUGUUGCAUCAGAAGAUAUUGGUAGACAAAUUUUGACACUAGGAAAUCGGAAACCUGUGGAGCAUUUCUUGAAGAUCGUAGAUGAAGUUUCAUUGAAAGAUAUUGCUUCCAUUGCUAAAAAGCUGAUUUCUUCCCCUCUUACAAUGGCAUCUCAUGGAGAUAUCGUUCAUGUUCCGAGCUAUGACGCAGUCAGCAGCAAGUUCUGUUUGAAAUGAAAUUGCUCCGUGCUAUUUUGAAAAUGGGCACGCGCAAACCUUUGAGUUUGUCCUACAGGUUAUACUGUGUAUAAUAAGAAGGAAUUCAACUUGGUCUAGGAAUAAUAUGGUGUUCUAGCGGGCAGAAUUUUGCAUUUGGAAUUACUUUGUAUGCCUUGUUUUUUGGUGUAAAGUUUUUCCAUGGUUUUGACAAACGGGUAUCGUUUGACAGAGGAAUUGUAGAUUUUUCAUGUUCGCUCAAAGUAUUGCAGAGUCUGUUUCUGGCUUUCUGCUUCCCAUUGCACAUGGGCUCUCUCA